Molecule: messenger RNA, 1394 nt
Organism: Octopus sinensis (East Asian common octopus)
Lineage: Eukaryota; Metazoa; Mollusca; Cephalopoda; Octopoda; Octopodidae
Product: cytosolic 5'-nucleotidase 3
Exons: 12
Coding region: 523-1326 (267 amino acids)
Cellular component (GO): cytoplasm
Molecular function (GO): magnesium ion binding; 5'-nucleotidase activity
Source: RefSeq, a predicted model, not a curated record
CGUCUUUAAAGUCUAUUAUUAAGUCAGCACAAAUUAAGUUGUAAUUAUCCAAGCCAAGAGUUACGUCCCUUGUGUCGCUGCGUUUGCCUUGAAAUUGUUAGUUUACAUUUGACUGAAAUCGUCAAAACCAAAUAUAUUGCUGACAUGGAUAUAGCAACAACAGUGAUAAGAAAAGAGAAAAAGAACAAAGAAAAUGGUCAAAUCAACAGUUUGGAAUAUAUCCAUUGAUGGAGAGUAAAAUCUAGUCUAUUUUAUUCCUUUGCUAGGAGCCCUGUUAUUUUAGCUCUUUGUUUUUUUUUUUCAUUUUAAUUAUAGCGAUAAUAAUUAUAAGUGCCCAAAUAGAAUGCAAAUGAAGUGCUGUCCAACCUAACCAAACAAAGAAAAGCAUAUGAAGUCAUCAGAAGAGGAAAUGAUAAAGCUAUAAACUAUUUUUGGAAACAUGUCCGCUAUUUAAGUUUCCACCGGUUCCCAGAACUGAGUUCAGGAAAUGUUUGUAUUGCUAAUGUUGAUAAAAUCAACCAGAUGGUAAAGAAAUUCAUCUCAGAUGGACCUGAUAAGUUGCAGAUUGUAACAGACUUUGACCAGACACUAACCAUGCAUUCAUAUCAAAACAAACGAUGUGAUUCAUGUCAUGGUGUCCUGGAUAAUAGUUCAUAUCUGCCAGAUGAUUUCCGUGUAAAGGUUGCAAAAUUAAGAGAUACAUAUGCUCCAAUAGAAUUUGAUCCUCAUAUAGAAACUGAGAAGAAAGUUCCAAAAAUGGAAGAGUGGUGGACUCAAGUACAUGAACUACUGGGUACACUGAAUAUCUCUAAAAGUCUGAUUAGCAAAAUGGUUGCUCAGUCUUCUGUCAGAUUAAGAAUUGGAUGUGAUGAAUUAUUUAAGAGCCUUGAUAAAUGGCAUGUUCCAGUUCUGAUCAUUUCUGCUGGACUGGGAGACAUUCUCUCAGAGAUUCUCACUCAGCAAUCAGCUGUCUACAAUAACAUGAAAAUUGUUUCCAAUUUCAUGAAAUUUAAAGAGGAUAAAAUGGUUGGUUUUUAUGAUGAAAUCAUUCAUACAUUCAACAAAAACCAGUGUGCUAUUCAUAAAUCUGGCUACUUCAACAAUCAGAGAUCCAACAUAAUACUGUUAGGUGACUCUGUUGGUGACUUGCACUUAGCAGAUGGAGCCAAGGACAGUUCUACAAUUCUUAAAAUUGGCUACCUCAAUGAAAGGGUUGAAGAAAGUUUGGAGAUAUACAAAAAUGCAUUUGAUAUUGUUUUGGUAAGAACCGAAAAUGUGGACCUAAUGAAUGCAUUAAUGAAAAGAGUUACCGAUAAUAAAGUCUGAACCUUAACAAAGUUUCUUCAACGUUCAUUAGAAAAUUAUUUGGAACUUUUAAUUAAAUAAUUUAAAAA